AUCUAAAAAAUGUAAAUAACGGUUAAUUCGUGUCAAUGUCCUAUGUCUUGUAUAUCCCGUGGGAAAAAAACAGUUCUCCCUAUAGAAAUACGGAAUACUUUGAUUAUUUUAGUUGAGCCUUCCCUUAAUUUUAAUUAAACCCAUUCACUCAUUCAAGCCUUACUAUUGUUUAGAUUAUAAGGUAUAUAGUAAGCACGAUUUAAAAAAAAACGUUGCAGGUAUGUGAUAUACCUGCAACGUUACCGUGUAAAAUGUCAUUGUUCAAAAGUCCAACUAAAGCCAGCUAAUAAACUAGUUUAGUUAAAAUAGAGUAAAAGGCUCAGUCGUAAGAACUGGCCCAUAGUGUUUUUCUACAUGAUUUAAUAAGAGAUACGGCAACUAAUGUUAGUAGUUAUAAUAAUACAACUUUACGUACUAAUACAUCUUAAGAGAACACCCUUAAUCCAAUAUAAUAUAACUGGUUGUAAUUUGAUGGCCUUAGUCCAAAUUGAGCAGUUACAAUUCAACCUAACACACCCACCGCCUCAUCACGUAAUAAGUCACGCAUUUUUUUCGCACCGGGGCCAUUCAGUCUGUGGCGGCCAGCAGCUUCGGGACUUGCCGUUUGCCCCGCCAGGCACAGCUCGUAUUUAUCGGUGCUCGUCGGUGUUUGCUGCUUUUCGGAAAUAUUACGCGUUUAAAAGCCAUUUCGUUAGUUAGCGGACGACCCCCCACCACCCCACCCCCUGCCGAUAAGAUAAGCACCGGGAACUUUAGUUUUGGGGGUGAAUCUCACAAAAGGAGCUCUGCUCUCUUCGCCGGAGAGAUUUUUGUUCUCAGCUGACUGGCUAGCUAGCUAAUUUCAAGCCCGGGGUGCUGUCCGAUAUAUUAGGGAGAAGUGUUAGUUAAUAAGACUGAACACUAACGGUUGCUGUAACGUCGGAGUUUGUCUUAAACGCUGCCCAACCACCGUAACGCCAUCUCCGGGCAUCAUGACUAGGAGAUCCUGCACGAUUUACGCCACCGGGAUAGUUUGCGCUCAUCUGCUGAUCAUCGGCAUCGCCUUGGUGCUCGGGCAAGUCUUCCAGACGCUGAUACACAACCGGCUGAAAAAGGAACUGACACUAGCAGAAGGGAGUCGUGUGAUAGAGUCCUGGAAGAACCCACCCUCAGAUGUCUACAUGCAGUAUUUUUUCUUCAACGUGACCAACCCUGAAGUCUUCCUGGCUGGGGGCAAAGCAGCGGUGACCCAGAUCGGGCCAUACACUUACAGGGAGUACCGCCCCCGAGAGAAUGUGACGUACCUGGAGAAUGGAACCAAGCUCUUUGCUUUGAACCCCAAAAGUUUUGUGUUCGUACCGGAGAUGUCUUCUGGGGAUCCAGAGGUGGAUCUUGUGAGGACCAUCAACAUCCCGUUUGUGGCGACAGUAAACGAAAUGAAGAACUAUAACUUCAUGGUCCGCACCAUUAUGUCCAUCUGGAUUAAAAGCAUGGGCGUGGAACUCUUCAUCACACGCACAGUCCAUGAGAUGUUGUGGGGCUUCAAAGACCCGCUGAUGACCAAACUCCAUAGCCUGAAGCCAGAAGUGGAUGAGUACUUUGGCCUCAUGUACAAGAAAAAUGGAACCCAUGAAGGAGAGUUUGUGUUUCUGACGGGUGAGCAGAACUACUUGGACUACGGCAAAAUCGACACAUGGAAUGGACUCAGAAAGAUGACAUGGUGGUCAUCUAACCAGAGUAACAUGAUCAAUGGUACCGAUGGUAGUGCAUUCCACCCACUCCUUUCCAAGAACGAGCUGCUGUACAUCUUUGCUGCUGACCUCUGUCGGUCCAUCCACCUGGGCUAUGUGGAGGAUGUGGUUGUUGAGGGCAUCUCGGCCUACCGCUUCGCUCCUCCGAUGGACGUGCUGGCCAGUCCCCAGGACAACCCCGCCAACGCUGGCUUCUGCGUACCUGCAAACGACUGUCUGAGCAGGGGGGUGCUGAAAGUCAGCGUGUGCCGAGAAGGUGCUCCUAUCGUCGUCUCGUUCCCGCACUUCUACCAGGCUGACCAGAAGUACAUUGACGCCAUUGAAGGCAUGAGGCCUUCAAAGGAGGCUCAUGAGACCUACUUGGACCUGAACCCGACCACCGGUAUACCUGUUCGUGCCUGUAAGAGAGCACAGCUAAAUGUCUUGCUGAACAGAGUCAGUGGCUUUCCGACAACCAGAAACCUGACUCAGACCAUUUUCCCCAUCAUGUUUGUUAAUGAGUCGUUUGUGAUCGACCCAAACUCAGCAGGCCAGAUGAGGACCCUUCUGACGGUGGUGACCGUCGUCUCCAACUUCCCGCUCUUUAUCGUGGGAUUGGGUGCUAUCCUCCUGGUAGUCUUCGUCAUCCUCAUCUGCAGGUCCCGUCAGAAGAGGAACGCAGUGAAACGUAUUGAGUUUUCAGAGGCUUUUCGUUCUUUUCCUAAUGCGAAGGAGGACACGGCUUACACUCAAGUCAGCUCAAAGCCCGAAGAGCAGCGGGACGGCCACGUCACCGUCGCCAGCCAGUCUCUGCGCAAUGGCUCCUACAUUUCCAUGUCGCAAGUGGAGACACCCGAGUGCUGAUGGAGAUGGAGUCUGGGGGUGGGGCUGGGGGGUGGGAUGUGGGUUUUGUAUCAUUUCAAGAGGGUGUGGUUUGGGGAUGAGGGUGGGGCGGUGGGGGAAGCUCCCAUAAAUGCUGUCAGUCGCGAUGCUGCCCAGUCGUGUGACGUCACUGACCGUUGGUCCCUUGUGCCAGGCUGUGCAUGGCCACUACCUGCUGUUUGGCUAACAGCACUCUGUGAUCGAUGAUGCCUUAGACUGAGACACCUCCCCUCCUCUACACACACGCAUACAAACACACACACGUGCGCGCGCACGCGCACACACACACACGCACGUACCUCCUCCCCGCAUCACAGACGGCGGCAAGUCGCUCUGAUCCCACAUCAGCCGGCGACGUCGACACCUGCACCGGACUGGAUUUUCAGAGGCCUGGAGCUAAAGCACCAUCUCCACAUGGCGGCAGCCCAGUGAACAGAAGCUCCCAUCUCACCGGAAGCUCCUCUGAUGAAGCUGUGUGGACGUCUUUUCGCUACUUAAAAUCCCUUAAAUUGUCUCUCGCACUAUGCCUGUUAAGAGGGAGCUUUUCCCACCUGAAUUCACAAGCUUGUAUAAAGCUUUAUGGCAAACCUAUGUCAAAUUGCGACUCUUGGCUGAUGAUGACGGCGAUUAAAACGUAGCAUCGUUGCUGCCAUGCACAUGCUGUGUGGUUGUGUGGCGCGCCGGUGGCCUCUAGCGGCUAGCGUGGGUACUGCACAGUCCAGUCUCGCAGCUGCAUGACUGAAUCAGACGUGAUUUCUGACCUGAAUAGAAGCAGGCAUGAAGCUAGAGACUCCUUUUUUUGAUCUUGGUUCUUCUGCCACGGUGAUAAAAGUGAAAUUUUAAUCUUAAGAUCUAUUGUUUCUGUAAAUGGAAUUGGUGCCCAAACAUUGUUUAAAAGUUACUGAACUUGUCUGUUGUUCUCAUUGUCAGAGCACAAAAGGGUCAGUGCAUUUAUUGGGUUCUACAUUUAUUUGGGCGCCACAUUUCAGGGAUGCGAUUCCAAGUAGAUAAAUGCAUUGGAUUUGUUUUUGCGUCACUAAUUUUCAUACCUACUUUUGCUGCUAGUCUCUUCACCCUCUGGACAGACUGCUUUUCGGUGCAGUCUAGUCAGUAUGUAUGCUUAGCAGGAACCCCCUUUGAUUUACUCUUGAUCUAUAGUCUGGGUCUCUCCUAUAUCCAUGAUAUUAAUUUGCUUGGGGGGACAAACAAGCACAAAACUAACAGGGAAAGAUGCUUGCUGCUGUUUAGGAAAUGGAGGCCAUUAAUGAAGCCAGUUGUGAUAAAGCACCGUUUUUUUUUAUGUUGUGAGGGUGCUCUGGGGUAGGAGAGAACUGGUGCUGUGACGUUCUUCCUUACUCUAAGGAGUUUCAGCUGAUGUGGGGAAGCCUGAUUGGCCAGCAGCCUUCACGUAAAGUCACUAAACCCUGAGCCCAGCCAGCUGUGGCCUUGCCUAGUAACAUAACUGGUUAUUUGGCACUAUAUCCUCAGUGACUUGAAUUGGUGGAGUGGGUGGAAGAACACCCUGGCCCAAAGGUAACGGAGAGCCAGUUCUGAGCCACCAGCCCAUUUUGGGCUGACUUCUCCCCUGAUCCCUGAGCUUUUGCUUCUGAUCCCCCAGCCUUCUCCCUUGGCUUGACCAAAGAGGACUCAGAGGCGGGGCUUAGCUUUUGUUUACGCUACAGUCCAAGGAUCCGCCUUAGGCUUGGUGUGCAGAUGCGCCCUCUAGUGUUUACAUCAGUUUAUCACAAAUGGCUUCCACUGCUAAAAGAAUGGGUUAUAGGUCAAGAACUAGUUAGUGUUUUUUUUUUGUAUAAGGCAUAUGAAGUCUGUAUUGCUUUUACUACACAAAAUAUCUGGUUAAAGCAUAUAUUGCCAUAAUAUGUACUAAAACACUCAGUAUUACGAAGCAAUUUAAGCAAUACAAAAUGUAAAACAUUUUAUAAUGAUGUUUUGUAAUUUGAGCAGAUUAUUAUUUUUAUUUGUGUUUUUUUUUUUUUUUUUUUUUUUUUUUUUUUUUUUUAAUUCUUUAUUUCUCAGUGUAAAUGUAUUCUGUGCCUGGGACUUGCACAGGGCUGAAAUACCUGGUCUCCAAUCAGAUUCAGCAUGCCAGGGUACACCACAAUCAGAGUAACCUUUCUGUGCAGACAGACACUGCACAGUGCUUCUUCUUUUGUAAUGCCAUGGUGAUCUACAUCAGAUACUUAAGGGAGCAGACAACUAUUUUAAGUAUUGUUUGUCACACAACCCGAAUUGUAAAAGACCCUUAUCUGUUCUCUGAUUGUGGGCUCUUGGUGCCAGAGAGUGUCAUCUUUGGGAAGCCAUUAAAACCAACUGGAAAGGAGGAGUCCUGGCCAUUGGAAUUGGUCUGUUUGAGUGUAAAUAAAAUAUUCAGGUGGUGCACCCAGGUUGUUUGGGAACAAACAGAGAAUGAAGCUCUUUCUUGGGCGGAACUUUAGUGCCAAAACCAAGCACCCAUGUACAUCAGUCGGCUGUAUGCAUAUUACAGUAGGCCACUAACAUGUCACUUUGUCUUACUGCAUGUCAGCCUUCUGGUCGGAUAAGAAAUGUCAACAUCAAUAGCAUUUUGUUUCCUUUGAGAAAUGUCUACUGCUGCUGAAUUGACAAUCUCUUCAUGUCAUUGGGUGCAAAAUCCUCGUUUUCCCUUUUUGUUUUUGAUAUUUACACUGCACAAAUGUUUCUAUAAUGCCUUUGUAAGCAUUUUUAGUGUAUUUACAUGAAAUAAAAGCAAAUGUUUAAGUUGAUAA
Molecule: messenger RNA, 5356 nt
Organism: Paramormyrops kingsleyae
Lineage: Eukaryota; Metazoa; Chordata; Actinopteri; Osteoglossiformes; Mormyridae
Gene: scarb2a
Product: scavenger receptor class B, member 2a
Biological process (GO): protein targeting to lysosome; receptor-mediated endocytosis
Cellular component (GO): cytoplasm; membrane; lysosome
Molecular function (GO): scavenger receptor activity
Source: RefSeq, a predicted model, not a curated record